Messenger RNA from Wyeomyia smithii (pitcher-plant mosquito), 2332 nucleotides. Its product is annotated as mitochondrial folate transporter/carrier. Gene Ontology annotation, biological process: folate import into mitochondrion; mitochondrial transport; nucleotide transport. Gene Ontology annotation, cellular component: mitochondrion; mitochondrial membrane. The record is from RefSeq and is a predicted model, not a curated record. The transcript has 6 exons. Gene Ontology annotation, molecular function: folic acid transmembrane transporter activity; FAD transmembrane transporter activity. The coding region runs from base 1002 to 1961 and encodes 319 amino acids. NCBI's taxonomy places the organism in Eukaryota, Metazoa, Arthropoda, Insecta, Diptera, Culicidae.
AGUCUAGCUCUGGUUUGGUGCGGUUCGCUGGUGUUCGUGACAGUUAAAAUCCGUUUGCUGUAUCAUCGUAUUCCAGUUUAGUGCUUUCUGCAUAACCCGUAGGACGGCUGCACCGCAGUGGAAAAUAGUUUCACAUCGUACAACCACAUCAUCAUCACAUUACCUAUCAUCACCUCAGAAAUCGUCCAUGUUGCUAGGCUGUAACCCCGAGCAUAAAGGAAAGUGAGCAUUCGCAAAAAUCGAUAACCAACCUUGAAAGUGCUAGAAAAAAUUAAACGCCAGUGCAGCACAGUUUGACAGCGACAAAAUUUCUCCCUAAAGUUUCGAGAACAAAGUCGAGCUGACUUCCGUGUCCGAGUUUUCCUACUGAUACUGUGCAAAAUUGUAACCCGUGCUCAAGUGUGCUCCGCAAGAUGUGUGAAUCGCUAUUGACUGCAGAAGAGAAAAUAUCUGCUUUCGAGCUUAACUGCAAAAAGACUGCGUUUACGUCAUGCUUCUAUGCUCUUAUCAGUCGCUGAAUGGCUGCUGAAAAGUGUCCAGCAGUUUCCGAACAAGAAGUGCUCGUCGUCAACCUAUGAACCGCUGUUCGUCCGUGGACCGUGGAGUUGAAGUCGCGUUCUCUUGCGUUCGUCCUCUGUAUAUAAUGUAUAUAUCCAAGCCUAAAGUAUCCUUUCUCUGAAUAUUCCUCGAACCGAGUUUGAAUCGGAACCGCACACAACGCGCACCGUUUUAUGUUUAAAAAAAUAUUCUAAUAAUAGUAGUAAUAGUAAGUACACACGGACGAAGGUUUUAACUCCAGUGCUGGGCAGUCAGUUGAAAGUUGCACUUCCAGCAGGAAAAACCUUUAGCUACAAAUAAGCUGUAGCGUGAGAACUGAAAAACUUUCCGGAAUCCUAGCAAAUCCGCAACCCUCUAGCAGGGUUGGGAUCUCGAAUUGAAGCAAAACGGAACCAGCAGAUAAUAACGGUAAAAACAGAGUAACACCCCAACCGGAACAAGAUAUGGCAACGGCUCUGAAGGGUCACAAAAGUCCGCCAUCCGGUGGCAAAUUCAACUGGAUGAAGCACGUUAAAUACGAACACCUGGUGGCUGGAGUUUCUGGUGGUGUGACGUCGACGUUGUUACUGCAUCCACUGGAUCUGAUCAAGAUACGAUUCGCAGUGAACGAUGGUCGUACAGCAGCUGUGCCCCAGUACCGUGGUUUGACGGGUGCAUUCUUAACAAUUUUCCGCCAGGAAGGCUUCAAAGGGCUGUACAAAGGUGUCACGCCAAAUGUUUGGGGAUCUGGCAGCGCGUGGGGAUUUUACUUUUUGUUCUACAACACCAUUAAAACAUACAUCCAGGAUGGCAAUAGCGCUCAACCGUUGGGUCCGUCUCUGCACAUGCUGGCAGCGGCCGAGGCCGGUGUGCUGACCCUGGUAAUGACCAAUCCGAUCUGGGUGGUGAAAACGCGACUCUGCUUGCAGCUGUCCGAGCCGGGUCAGAAAGUGAACAACGCCGCCGUCUACGCCGGCAUGGUGGAUGGACUGAAGAAGAUCUACCGUACCGAGGGUGUCCGGGGAUUGUAUAGUGGUUUUGUGCCGGGAAUGCUCGGUGUGUCGCACGGAGCGCUGCAAUUCAUGACGUACGAAGAAAUGAAAAACAAGUACAACCAGCAUCGGAAGCGACCCAUCGAUGCCAAACUGACUACCGUAGAGUAUUUGACGUUCGCCGCCGUCUCGAAGCUGAUCGCGGCCGCCACGACCUAUCCGUACCAGGUGAUACGGGCACGGCUGCAGGACCACAACCAUCGCUACAAGGGCACCUGGGACUGCAUCAAGCUGACUUGGAGAUAUGAGUCCUGGCGUGGCUUCUAUAAAGGACUCGGUCCGAACUUGUUGCGCGUGAUGCCGGCGACGAUGGUUACGUUCGUUACGUACGAGCAUGUCUCGCGCUAUCUGUUGGGCUUCCGCAAGCCGUAAUCGUUCUGAUACGAAAUUGCGACCACGCUGGCCGGAUGAUGAUGAUGAUUGGGGGACGGCUGCGUAUGUGUGUGUGAGUGCCAUGUGCAAUUUAAUUGCACCACUGGCUGCUUCCAGCCGUGUACUAAACGCAAACAAAUAUUACCAGUAGCUAUUAGAAGUAGAGAGCGUAAAUUAGUAUAAAAAAACGCGCAGGUUCAUCGUUUGCAACCGGGAUUUCGCGCUAGUUUAAUCGAAUGCCACAUCACAACAGGACUCUAUACUAUCGGGAGGUAAUCAUAUCGUUGAAUUGAUUAGAAAUACAGCCUUUAUGUUAUACUGCUUUGAAAAAGUACACACAAGCUUUUGCAAAUUAUUACUAAUCCACCGUU